Molecule: messenger RNA, 1098 nt
Organism: Pyricularia pennisetigena
Lineage: Eukaryota; Fungi; Ascomycota; Sordariomycetes; Magnaporthales; Pyriculariaceae
Exons: 2
Source: RefSeq, a predicted model, not a curated record
UGCAACAUGGCAGAUUCGGAGGCAGAAACGGCAAGUCAGCCGUCAACCUCACCAAUCUCUUCAUUGCCUGGUGUUGAAGGAGGCGAGGUGCACAGCCAAACAGUAGCCAUUGAACCGCACAAUGCUCAGCAGACACUGUCGCCAGCUGCAUCGAAACACCUACGAAACCCUGCCACGUCUUCCUCACUUCCUGAUAUCAACACCAUACUUAAACGUAAUGCCGAUAUCACGCCCAAGAAAUACGGCACAGGGACUGGUGUAUCCAAAAUGUUCCCUGCGCCAUCGGCUGCCAGACGUAAAGCCUCCAGGAAGACCAACGAUGAAAAUGCACCAGUCCCAAAGCCGCAACCAUCGUCUACUCGGUUCGACAUCGAAAAUAAUGGCGGGUCCUCAGAGCAGGAGACACUCGACAUUAACAACACGCCAGUAAGUGAGGUGAUCACAGCCAGACAGAUCGUCACGAAUGGUACUGGGAAUGGCAAAAUCGAUCCUGCUGGCUUCGCACCGGUCGGUACUGUUACUGCUCUCAACGACGCCGAGACUGCAGCCGAUGCAAGAGCCGUCAUCUACGCAUCGGUCCUGGAUGAGGAGAUGGUAGAUCCGUGCGAACUUGAGGCCAAAAGUGGCCCUCAUUUUCAUAUAGAAGCUAUUGUCGGUCACCGCUGCGUCCAAGGCAUCGGCAUCGAGGUUUUGGCCAAAUGGGGACAGGAUCACCACCUUCCCAACUCAUGGGAGCCCGAGGCUAUCAUACACGCCGAUGCCAGGGACCUUCUCCUAGAUUACUGGGAUACAAUCCCUGGAGGCCGCCUCCAGGAGCUACGCGGCACUGGCCAUGAGAACGAUGUUUUUGCCCUACACCGCUAUGACGCAAGACCGAACGACGCCUGUGAGGGCUCCGCGCCUAAGAGCAAAAAGAUCAAGUUGAUGCCGAAUAAGUUAAAAUCAGCAAAGCCUCCCAAAGCGGUGCUACUCGUUGAAGUGGAGUACUGUGGCUACCGGGGAACAACAUGGGUACCUGAUAAGUUGCUUAGGGAAGAUCUCCCCGUCUUGAUGAGCAAGUACUGGGCUCUGGCUGGAGGCCGUCCUGUCGGCUUUUAG